Molecule: messenger RNA, 3146 nt
Organism: Vitis vinifera (wine grape)
Lineage: Eukaryota; Viridiplantae; Streptophyta; Magnoliopsida; Vitales; Vitaceae
Product: type IV inositol polyphosphate 5-phosphatase 7
Exons: 15
Coding region: 1012-2691 (559 amino acids)
Biological process (GO): phosphatidylinositol dephosphorylation
Molecular function (GO): inositol-polyphosphate 5-phosphatase activity; phosphatidylinositol-3,4,5-trisphosphate 5-phosphatase activity; phosphatidylinositol-4,5-bisphosphate 5-phosphatase activity
Source: RefSeq, a predicted model, not a curated record
AGAGGAAGGGGAAAAGGGAAACAAACUCUUCACACACCCCUCUUUUUCUUUUUUCUUCUUUAACUGCUUUUCCAAUUGUGGAAGACCAAAUCGGAAGAAUGGCUUCUGUUUGGGUAUUAGAUCAACAACCCAACUUUGCUGACCACGGUCAAGAGAGAGAGAGACGGAUUUAGAGAGAGAAAGAAGGUGAACUGUAGAGUGAGAAAGAGAGAGUAAAGAGGGUCGGGCAGGGUGAUUUUGAGUGGGUGACCGAAGUAUCCAUGAACUCUCUGCAGCUGGGUCGGCCUUGGAUUUGGGGUAAAAAGCCUUGAGAAAGAGAGAGAGAUAGCUCCCUGCACUUUAUUCUCUUCAAAUUCGAUACUUUGCUGUACUCAGAACGAGGUUUUGAGGGGAGAAGCUCUCUCUCUCUCUUUCUCUCUCUUUAUGUCUCCCACAUUGUCUUGUUGUAGCUUCAGAAUCUCAUAGUGUUACUUCCACGCAUCAGUGUUGUCUCUCUCUGUUCGUUGCCGUUUGAAUUCCUCUGUUUCCUUCCCUUUUUCCUCUGUUUUCUCUCACACAAGGGUCAGAGAAAGAAAAACGCCCAACUGGGGAUUUUUUGUUUUUUCACCGUGUUUGGAGACCCAGAAACCAGAAUGCGGAGAAACUUUGAUUUCCACCCUUCCCUCGGUUGCCUUCUCUUCAUUACCUAACAAAGCAGAGGAUACCCAUUUCCUCUGUUCUUAUCUCCCGCGUAGUACUGAGCCUUUUUCCCGUUGUUUUGAGGGAAAAACCAGUGCUUUUUCAUUUGAUUCUCGAGUUUUUCUAAUGCGGAAAAGCCCCUUAAAUUGGAGACAAAAUCCAGUUCCGGGGUUAUUUUCCUCGAAUUUAUAAGAUUUUGGUUUUUCCGUACUAGUUCAUUUUCUUCAUUCACAUUCCUUUCCGUGCAAAACGCUGAAAAUCUCAAAAGGAUUGUUGAAGAAUAGUUCAAAGUUUUCUGUAAAAGUCAGGAUAGCUAUAUGAAGUUGUGAAACAAUGAGAGAUGAGCACUCCAAGAAAAGCAAGCUUUCAUGGCCUAAGACCCUCGUCAAGAAAUGGUUCAAUAUCAAGAACAAAGCGGAAGACUUUCAGGCGGACGACGUCGUUUAUGGAGGUGGUGAUGAAGAUUGGAGGAACAACUUCUCAGAGAGGGAGGCAUGCACAAUCAAGAAAAGUAAAACAGAGAGAUUGAGUAAAAGGAACUCUGAUCGGGUUCGGAGAGGGAAGAUUGACCUUGAUUCUGCCCAUGUCACAGAUGUGAAUAAUUAUAGGAUUUUUGUAGCUACAUGGAAUGUGGCCGGAAAAUCUCCACCUGGUUAUUUAAAUCUAGAAGAUUGGCUCCAUGCCUCACCUCCAGCUGAUAUUUAUGUUCUUGGGUUUCAAGAAAUUGUUCCUUUGAAUGCUGGUAAUGUUCUGGGCACAGAAGACAAUGGCCCAGCUAGGAAAUGGCUAGCUCUUAUCAGAAAAACUCUCAAUAGUCUUCCUGGCACCAGUGGUGGUUGCCAUACACCUUCACCAAUCCCUGAUCCCAUUGUAGAACUAGAUGCUGACUUUGAGGGAUCUACGAGGCAGAAGACCUCGUCUUUCUUCCAUAGACGAUCCUUCCAAUCCUUGAGUCGUAGCAUGAGAAUGGAUAAUGAAAUGUCAAUACCACAACCCCGACUUGAUCGCCGGUUCAGUGUUUGUGACAGGGUUAUGUUCGGGCACAGGCCAAGCGAUUUUGACCCCAAUUUCAGAUGGGGUUCCUCCGACGAUGAGAAUGGACCUGGGGAUUCACCAGGUACCAUGCAUUUCUCACCAAUGUCUUACAGCGGGUCCACUUCCAUGGAGGAUAGAGAUAGGCAGCCAGGCCAUUCAAGGUACUGUUUGGUUGCCAGUAAGCAAAUGGUUGGGAUAUUUCUCACUGUUUGGGUGAAGAGUGAUCUAAGAGACUAUGUUCGCAACAUGAAAGUGUCUUGUGUGGGCAGAGGAUUAAUGGGUUAUCUUGGGAACAAGGGUUCGAUUUCAAUUAGCAUGUCUUUGCACCAAACAAGCUUUUGCUUCAUCUGCAGUCAUUUAACAUCUGGGCAGAAGGAUGGAGAUGAGCUAAGAAGAAAUUCUGAUGUCAUGGAGAUCCUUAGAAAGACAAGAUUUCCAAGGGUUCAUGGCAUGGGGGAUGAAAACUCACCUCAAACAAUUCUUGAGCAUGAUCGGAUUAUUUGGCUCGGGGAUUUAAAUUACCGGAUUGCCCUAUCUUACCGAUCUGCAAAGGCUCUUGUUGAGAUGCGCAACUGGAGAGCAUUGUUAGAGAAUGACCAGCAGCUGCGGAUAGAACAGAGACGGGGCCGUGUCUUUGAAGGAUGGAAUGAAGGAAAGAUAUAUUUCCCUCCCACAUACAAAUAUUCGAAUAACUCAGACAGAUAUGCAGGAGAUGAUAUGCACCCAAAAGAGAAGCGAAGAACUCCUGCCUGGUGUGAUCGUAUAUUGUGGUAUGGACGAGGCCUCAAUCAAUUAUCUUAUGUUCGUGGAGAGUCUAGGUUCUCUGAUCACAGACCAGUGUAUAGCAUAUUUUUGGCAGAGGUUGAGUCUAUCAACCGUAGCCGAAUCAAGAAGAGUAUGAGUUGUUCCAGUUCCAGGAUCGAGGUAGAAGAGUUGUUGCCACAUUCACAUGGAUUCACUGAACUCAAUUUCUUUUGAAGGAUGCACUCCUUUUCAUUGGAAGAGGCAAGCUAAAUACAGUUCCAAGAUGGGAAUACUUCCAACAAGACAACAGGAAUAGAUUAAAGACAUAAGGAUUUCAUUCAGAUACAAAUCCCUGUGAAAAGAAGAAUAUGAAAUUCAGAUUAAUCGCAAAUUUCUGACUCUGGGUUGGUUUCCUCCUCAGUCAGUCAGGUGGGCACUCUGCUGCAAAGAAACUCUGCCUCAGACUGAGACAUUCCAUCCCCAAAAUCCAAAAGGUACUGGAUUUUGUAGCUUUGUCCAUUACUGCUAACUCAUCAGCUCUGCAACUCACCAUUCUUUUCAUCACCAAUUCUUAUCAGCAAACUUGGCAACUUCUUGUCUCAAAGCAAGUAUAUGGAAUCUGACCAAGAUGAACUCACCCAAUGUAAAAGUGCCAACUGGGUCAGCGUAACAAAAAAAAAGUAUGAAGA